AUGUCUACUCUAAAAAAUGGCAGCAACUCGCGUACCCCGCUAGAGCUUCUGUCAGAGUUCGACGACUUUUGUUCAUAUCUGUUGCUGGACAAGUUAUACCUUUGGUUUGAAUCGAGAAAGAUACAGGACAACUUUGCUUCGUUUGAGGUAUCGCAGGAGUUUAUACAUGAGAUUAUAAAGAAGCAUGUUGUGGAGCGGAAAGACGAGAAGUCGGCUCUUGGCGCACUGUUGGAGAUUCCCGAAGUUUCCGAACGCUUUGAAGAUCUAGAUGAGCGGAGUAGGCAGCAAUUCUCUCAACAUGCACGGCGGUACUUAUCAAUGUACCGACCUGAUGCAGGUUUUGAAGUGAGUCAGACUAUAAGGUACGAAGCGAGGUCUGGAAAACCUGAAGCUUGUGUAAUAGCAACGAAGGAUCUUAGCGUAGGAGACCAGCUGGUUCAUUGCUCGGGGACUCUGGUGCCUCUUGAAGCUGACGAAGAGAGAGACAUCGAAGAAGGACGUGACUUUACGAUCAUGUACUCAUCUAACAGGAACAAGUCGAGCUUGUUUCUUGGCCCUGGACGUUUCGUCAACCACGAUUGCCAGCCCAACGUGGAGUUCUUCCGAAAAAGCCAGGCAUCGAAUGCUGUAUCCUUCAAAGUAUGCCGGGACAUUAAAAUAGGGGAAGAAAUUUUCUGUUUUUACGGUGAAGACUAUUUCGGAGAUAAUAAUAGAGAGUGUUUGUGUUCUAGCUGUGAAAGAAAUCGACGAGGUGGAUUCGCUCGAUCGGGAGACGACAUUGACAAUCUGGACAAUGUAAUAGCACCUGAGACGCAACGAGUCACACGGCAAAUGUUACGGAGGAGGAGGUCUAUUGACAAUGGUGUAACAAAACCAAAAGUACCAUCUCCUCCACCGCCAUCUCCUCCCAAACCACCAACAUUAAUACAAUCUCCACAACCGCUAGCGCCGGCUGCGGCACUUACUACCGAAGUCAGGGACUAUCUUCAUCCAGAUAUUACCUAUUCAAUUUCGUCAGAUGCUACUGACCAGCUUCCGGUCGAUGUGCAACCCAAUAUUGCAAACACGAUUUCCUGCUACCUCCCUGCAAAUACAGUCUUUACUGCCACCUCACUCCCAGUAACACAUUCUUUCAAUUCGUCCUGUGAUAGUGCCUGGUCAGACUCAAUACCUCCCCCCCCGCCACCCUCUUACUUUUCCCAAGACGCAGCAGCGUUCUCAUUACAACCUAUCUUUCAGUCUGGAUAUCAUGACGAUUCCCGCUCCUCAUCUCGUAUGUCUAUCGCAUAUCUUUGCGGCGCGUCUGAUGAAGCCAACGAUUACAGUGAUCUGUUUUCCGACUCUGGUUCAUCUCUUUCUGAUGUCUCGACCGAUCUGACCGAAACAGGUAUCUCUGGGAAUAAUUCGCCGAUGAACGCAAGAACAAAAGAUGUGAGGAUGAAGAAGAAUGAUGCUGUGAUAAUAAGGCCAAAAUUGCGAUUUGGACAAUUAAGAGGAGAGUGUCAGACUUGCGAAGAAGAGACGUUUUUGAUUACGGAUAGUUUAUGUUUUAGAUGCGAUAGGCAUUACAGAAUUUUUGGGAAUCCGUGGCCGUUGAGACGUGAACCGGGAAAGAAGGCACCACCACCCAUGAUCCUUAAUCCGCCUGUCCAGUUUGGGAAGCGAAGCAAACUUUCGAGUAACCUUCCGGAUUCUUCCGAGUUAUUAUCUGUUCCCGUAACAGAUAAUCUUCCUUUGGCGGAACUUGAUUUGGCGGGACUUGAAUUUGAGAUACAACAAAAUAAAUAUUGUUUUACGAGAGGAUCUCAUAAAGAAUAUACAACAGUUUGUGAAUAUCAAUGGAACGAUUAUUGGAUUCGCUGGGACACUGACAGAAACAUCGUAAAUGUGACUUUUUUAUGGAAGGCAUCAGGCAAGUCAACGCGUCACCUUCAUGCAGCGAUUUCAUCGGUGCCCCAAUGGAAUUCGACAGUGGUGACACACGUUGGUGGAUGUACGAAGAUUUCCGGGAAAUGGCUUCCAAUGGAAUAUGCCUACGAAUUUGCUCUUGAACAUUGCUACAACAUUCGUGAAGUUCUCGUACCUAUAUUCGGACCAAAUUGGUGGGAAUUACCAUUUAAUCCGGAGAGCUUUAUGAAGCCUUCUAAUGCUGAUCAGAGUAUUCUCGAUGAUGGACUUACAUGCAUUGCUGAUAAAGGCAACAAAGACAAUCCGACAGAACCAGAUGGAAUCACUCAAUAUUUACAAUCUUUAGAUGUUGAUGAGUAUCUUGGCUCAGAUGACGAUGUUAUCAUGGUGGAGGUGUGGGAUAGUUCCAGUGAGAAAGAAUCUACACUGAAUGGAUGCGUAGGAUCAAAGGAUGAACGAAAGCGUCGAACGAAGUGUCUGAACUACGAUACUUCCUCUGAUUCGAUGCUCAGCGCCAAUUACGAAGACGAUUACGAUUCAAGUGACUUUCUCCCGCCUUCCAAAAGACAAAAGCUACUAGAGGAAUUGUCUUGGAGACAUGUUAGAAAAAAGGACGUCGAUUCCUCUACCGAAACACUAUCCGUUUUGUCCGAAAUGGAAGAUAAUAAUUCAAUUAUGCAUAGUUUCUUCGACACAGAUAGUAGCGACCUGUCUGAUACAGAUAGGAACGACCUGUCUGAUACAGAUAGGAGCGACCUGUCUGAUACAGAUAGGAGCGACCUGUCUGAUACAGAUAGUAGCGACCUGUCUGAUGCAGAUAGUAGCGACCUGUCUGAUACUGAUAGUAGCGACCUGUCCGAUACUGAUAGCCUUGUUACUACCGUAUCUGUAAGGAGUGAUCACUCGGCAGACAGUUACUUACAAUCUAGUGAUCUUGCGGUGGAUUAUGAUAGUAGUGUAGAGUUUGACGAGACAAGCAGUCUUUCGGAAACAGCAAGUGAUACAUCUAUCGAAGAUGUCUGUGCUAAAGGCAGGAAAUCGUUCAUAAGGCAUAACGCGAAUACAAAAAAUAAUGGAAAAACUCGGAAUCGCAAUAAGGAUUUUGAUAAGGAUGGUGAGAUUAAGUCCGAUGUAUUAAAGUCGCAGUGGAAGGUUGGAGACCUUGUGGAUAUAUCAUGGCCACGUGACCUGAUAUGGUAUCCAGGGAAGAUAGAAAACGUAAAGUUUAUUACCACUUGCAUCGAUACAAUCAAUGGUAAACGGAUUUAUCGUGUUCAUUAUAUUGGAUGGAACGCGAGACAUGAUGAAUGGGUAACAAAAGAUCGUUUACGCGAGACUACUGUGAAGAAAGUGGAUGAAGAAUGUGAAAGUGAAGAAAGUGAUAGAGAAGGUUCCAUCGACGAUGAUAACUUAUGUUAUUAG
Molecule: messenger RNA, 3330 nt
Organism: Paraglomus brasilianum
Lineage: Eukaryota; Fungi; Glomeromycota; Glomeromycetes; Paraglomerales; Paraglomeraceae
Source: the annotation of a GenBank genome assembly